CUCCAUCUUGUUCUAAGGAACGCUAAAGACUGGCCUUCUUGCCAUGGCGUGUGGAUCAGUGGGUCCUCAGGGUCUUCUUCCACAACCACUUUCUUCUGCCAGAUUUAAUAAUCUACCCUAUGUGGAAGGGCCCUGGUUCUGGUCCUGCGGUCAGACCAACAUAUCCUGCAAGAUGGUAAAUGGGAAGAUGGUAGAAGUGGGCAAGUGGCCAUGGCAAGUAAGCAUUCUUUUUCUGGGAAUGUACGUCUGUAGCGGUUCCCUCAUCCACCACCACUGGAUCCUCACAGCUGCACACUGCUUACAGAGAUCCAAGGACCCGGCUAACUACACUGUAAAGGUGGGUGUCCAGAACCUCCCAGAUAACAGCUCGGAGCUCAUAGUCACUAAGAUUGUGAUUCACGAGAACUUCAACAAUCACAUGUCUCACAACAUCGCCAUCCUGAAGCUCAAGUACCCUGUUGCCUGGUCUCCCCUCAUCCAGCCCAUCUGUCUCCCCACCGUCAAUUUCAGGCCAGCCGUUGGCACCAUGUGUUGGGUCAUCGGGUGGGGACAAGAAAAGACAAAAGGUGACCCAAAGACCCCCUACAGUGUCCAGGGCUUGGCUGUCAGGAUCGUGAAUAAUGAAAUCUGCAAUCAUCGGUACCAGUUCCUCCUGAUGAAGAACCAGAAGAAGUUUAUUGGGAAUGACAUGCUGUGUACGAGCUCAGAAUGGGGCCUGGACACUUGUCAGGACACCUCUGGCAGCUCCCUGGUUUGCCAAAUGAACAAGACCUGGAUCCAGAUGGGGGUGGUGAGCUGGAACUUUGGCUGCGGCCGCCGCCAAUUCCCAAGCAUUUACACCAGCACCUCCCACUUCACCCAGUGGAUCAAGAGACAGAUCGGCGACAUGCGCUUCGCCAGCAUGGCUGUCCCUUCCUUCCUGAGCCCAUUCAUCCUCACUGGCUACAUCUUGCUGGUUUCCCUGGGCUCCCUGUGGCUCUUGUGAGCCCUGUUUCUACAACAGACUGCUUCUCCCUUCUCUCUGCUCCGCCCUCAGAAGUGGACACCGGAGGCCGAGCAGGACUUCAGGACAGAGGGACUCUGGGGAAGGGUCCUAGACCCACUGUGGGGUUUGUCCUCCAGUUGUUCAAUGAAGAUGCUCUUGAACCUUUUGAGCCAUUUCAAGUUAUCACAUUCUUGACUUUGACCAAAGCCCCUUAGAACACUUCCCUCAUAAAACCUGGCUGUUUCUCAAGCUG
Molecule: messenger RNA, 1238 nt
Organism: Onychomys torridus (southern grasshopper mouse)
Lineage: Eukaryota; Metazoa; Chordata; Mammalia; Rodentia; Cricetidae
Product: serine protease 46
Exons: 6
Coding region: 44-985 (313 amino acids)
Biological process (GO): proteolysis
Molecular function (GO): serine-type endopeptidase activity
Source: RefSeq, a predicted model, not a curated record